GUACAGUCAACAUCGUUGUUUGUGGUUCUAAAAUAAUCAAAAUGGCUUCCUGUAUAAUACCUUUUUGGUUAUUUGUCGUUGUCUUGACUACAGUGUCUGCUGCCCCACCUGAUGAAAAACCUUUGAAAUGCCCGGAGGGUGAAUAUUACAUCAAAUGUAGCCUGGCGGAGUGUGUUCAGAAAUGUGAUCACUUGAGGCAUCCUCCGGCUUGCCCGUCUCUUCUGCCAACUUGCUACAGUCCUGCCUGUUUGUGUAACGAAGGAUACUUGAGGAACUCUAAAGGAAAAUGUAUCUCCAAAAGUGAAUGUUAUCGAGAGCUGUUCAAUUAAAGAAAUAUUAAACUAUAGAUAAAUUCAUUACCAAUAAAA
This is a messenger RNA of Spodoptera exigua (beet armyworm), 368 nucleotides long. The record is from the annotation of a GenBank genome assembly. Lineage: Eukaryota; Metazoa; Arthropoda; Insecta; Lepidoptera; Noctuidae.